Messenger RNA from Phymastichus coffea, 2520 nucleotides. RefSeq lists its product as uncharacterized. The record is from RefSeq and is a predicted model, not a curated record. Gene Ontology annotation, molecular function: odorant binding; olfactory receptor activity. NCBI's taxonomy places the organism in Eukaryota, Metazoa, Arthropoda, Insecta, Hymenoptera, Eulophidae. Bases 47 to 2506 code for a protein of 819 amino acids. Gene Ontology annotation, biological process: sensory perception of smell; detection of chemical stimulus involved in sensory perception of smell. The transcript is spliced from 17 exons. Gene Ontology annotation, cellular component: plasma membrane.
GCGUAUUGGCCCUCGUUGGCAGUACUGAUCCAAGUCUCCCAGUGCUAUGGUCUCCCAGGACAAUAAUUUAGGCCAAAAUGAAAAUAUCGAAAACUAUCUUUACUUGAAAAUGCUAAAGUACAUUGGCUUUAAUAUCGACUUAAGCGGGCGGCAUCAAGUUGUGGGUCGGACAAUAUUUUUAAAAAGGCUACCGGCUUUUCUAUGUAUCGCUAUGGGGUCGUGCGCAGCAUUCAGUCAAGUGAUCCUUAUCACGGAAACGAUGAAAAGUCACGACUAUUACUUGGCGACGCAGGUUGCGUGUCACUUUUUUUCUAAUGUGCUGUGCUUGUCGAAGGGCUAUCGGACGACAACUGCCGUCAAGCAAUUGAACACAGUCAUAUGCGAAUUAACAGACAUUUGGCGAAUGCACGUACCACGAACUCAAAUACGCGAUAACAUUCUGCAAAAAGCUAGCCGAAUCGUGUGGAUUUGUAGAAUUUUCAUAGCUGCGUGUUGUCUUGGAAUUUUGAGUGUUGAGUGGCCGGCAUUACGGAAACUCUUUUUAUUGUAUAUUCAUCGAGACAAUGUCAAUUACACAAUCGAUUAUAGCCAGAGAGUUUUCUGGAUAAAGUAUCCAUUUGAAAUAAACGAUCCUAAAACUUAUUUUUACGUCGUACUGGAAGAACAGUACUUACUUUUUGGCUGUGUUUUAUUUUGGAUUUGCGGAGAUACCGUUUUUGCUCAGUUAACAUCGCACGCUUCGUUACAGUUUGAAAUACUACAGCACGAUAUCAGUGCUCUGAUGAAUGAUGAAUGCUCCGAUGCAAUGUUAAAAAGAAAUUUGAUUGGUUUUAUCACAAGACAUUCAAGACUCCUCAGGAUUUGCGAUCUCAUUGAUGAUAUUUAUAGUCCUAUAGUAUUAGUAGCCGUGGUGGUUUCCAGCAUCAAUAUGUGUGUUAAUAUGUUCGAACUCGGCGAGACAGUUAAUACUAAGCAAUACGUGAAUGCAUGCUUUCAUUUAGUUAUUCUGACUAAUACAUUUUUGCAAAUGGUGUUUUACUGCGUUUUCGCUGAAACAUUGACUGCGCAAGUAAGUGCCAUAGGUGAUGCGAUGUACAACAGCAAUUGGACAAAUAAAAAUUACAAAUUCGGAAUGUACGUAAACAUGCUUAUUAUUAAGUCACAAAAACCAUUUCAAUGCACGGCUUUUGGAUUCUUUCCAAUAGGACAUGUACGACUGACAGUGGUUCUCAAGACAGCAUUUUCAUACUACAUGAUGCUACGGUCACAAAAUGUUUUCUGUAAGUUAGGUAAUGGACAGUCUCAUAAUGUCGACAUUGAACAAUAUUUUUCUUUGAACUUGAAAUUAUUGUAUUGCAUGGGGUUCAACAUCAAUUUACGAGAAAGUAAAAUUUUCAAAGAGACGAAACUUCUGCAGAAAAUACCAGCUCUCAUAGUGAUAGCCUUAGAAGUAUACGGCUGUGUUUGUCAAGUUUUUCUGAUCGUCGAUGCAAUGGAACAUCGUGAGUUAUUUUUGGUAUCUAGAAUUUGCAGUGACUUUUUCAGCAAUAUAUUAUGCUUUUCCAAGGGUAUUCGGCUAGUGAUGGCUAUAAGAAAGAUCAAUUCGCUGUUGCAAGAAUUAGCAGCCUUUUGGCGAGAAUACGUGCCCCAGCAUCGAAUUCGUCAGAUCAUUUUGAAAAAAGCCAAUAAUACUAAGACCUUUUGCCACUUGUUCUUCAUGAUGAUAUUUGUCGGGGUUCCUUCUUUCAGCUUCUCUUCAUUACGAAAUUUAGUUUUACUGUUCGUGCAUCGGAACGAAGCAAACAACACCUGCGACUACGAGAGGAUUUUCUUCAUAACAUAUCCAUUCGAAAUACAAAGUCCGAUGACUUAUUUUUUCAUCAUUCUGGAAGAGGAAUACUUACUGCUUGGCUGCGUUACAUUCUGGGCCUGUGGUGAUAUACUAUUUGCGCAGUUAACAACGCAUGCUUCUUUGCAGUUCGAAAUAUUAAGCGAUGAUAUUGGUUUAUUGAUGAAAAAGGAAAAGCCGAGUGCCUCAUUAAAAAGGAAUUUCAUAGGUCUCAUUAAACGACACAAGCAACUUUUAAAUAUUUGCGACCAAAUCGAGGACAUUUAUAGCCCCUUAGUGCUAAUUACGGUGAUUCUAUCCGCAAUAAAUAUUUGUGUUAACAUUUUCGAUCUGAGCGAGACAAUCAAUACUAAAGACUAUGCGACUGCAGGAAUUCAUAUUUUUCUGUUGAUUAACACAAUUUUGGAAAUCGGGUUCUAUUGUAUUUUUUCCGAAGCACUUACGCAGCAGAUAAGAGCUGUAGGAGACGCGAUUUAUAACAGCAGCUGGACGGAUAAAGAUUAUAAUUUUGGAAUAUAUGUGUACAUGCUUAUAAUAAAGUCGCAAAAUCCAUUCUAUUGCACAGCUUAUGGAUUCUUUCCUAUUGGACAUCAACGACUAACAAUGGUUCUCAAUGCAGCAUUUUCAUAUUAUAUGAUGCUUUUAACGACAACUUAAUACGCAGAUGCUAC